AUGUACCUGACGAGUGGCUUCUUUAAGCAAAAACCCAAUAAGAUUCUCUUCCCAAACUCAAAGCUUUUCAAGCGGGGAGGUAGGGACCUUUCUGAGGCUGAGCAGAAAGAGGUUGAGGACCUCUUCCAGAAGUUUGGUUACAACGUUUACCUCAGUGACCAGAUGCCCCUCGAUCGAACCAUCCCAGACACACGAGAUCCCAGGUGUCUUCAGAAGAGAUACCCUUCACAACUCCCGUCUCUCAGUGUCAUUCUCAUAUUCGUGGAUGAAGUUCUGUCUGUUAUACAAAGAGCCAUCACCAGCAUCAUCAACCGGACGCCCUCUCAAUUGUUGAAGGAGAUCAUCUUAGUGGACGGUUUUAGCUCAAAUGGAGAAUUAAAGGCAUACUUGGAUGAGAAGAUUAAGCUUUACAACCAGAAGUCUCCAGGACUACUGAAAAUAAUACGGCGUACCGAGAGAAAAGGUCUUGCUGCUGCUCGCAACACCGGCAGGGAGGUGGCCACGGCUGACGUGGUUGCCAUCUUGGAUGCUCAUGUUGAAGUGAACGUUGGGUGGGCAGAGCCCAUCUUGGUGUGGAUUCAGGAAGACCGCACCGUCGUUGUGUCUCCUGUGUUUGACAACAUUCUUUUCGACACCUUUAAACUGGAUAAGUAUGCAUUAGCAGUUGACGGGUUUAAUUGGGAACGAUGGUGCCACUAUGAUUCACUGCCAAAGGCCUGGAUUGAUCUGCAUGAUGUCACCGCUCCUGUGAAGAGUCCUUCCAUCGUGGGCAACCUGGCUGCCAACAGGCUCUUCUUGGGAGAGAUUGGAUCUCUGGAUGGUGGGAUGCUGACCUAUGGAGGGGAGAACGUGGAACUUAGACUGAGGGUGUGGCAAUGCAGUGGGAGAGUCAAGGUCUUGCCUUGCUCCCGGGUUGCCCACCUGGAGAGACACCACAAGCCCUACUCCUUGGACCUGAGUAUUCCCUUGAAGCAAAAUGCCCUGAGAGUGGCUGAAAUCUGGAUGGAUGAGUACAAAGACAUGGUCUACAUGGCCUGGAACACACCUCUCCAGAACUCCGGAAUCGAUUUUGGAGACGUUUCUUCCAGAAUAGCACUCCAGAAGAAACUGAAAUGCAAAACUUUUGACUGGUAUCUGAAAAAUGUUUAUCCAGUCCUGAAACCAAUCCACAGCACUGCGGGCUACGGAAGAAUGAAAAACCCAUUGGAUGAAAGUGUCUGCCUGGACCAGGGUGCUAUUCCAGGCAAGCCGAUCAUGUAUUACUGCCAUCAGUACAGUUCCCAGAAUGUCUACUACCACCUAACUGGGGAAGUCUAUGUGGGACCACUGAUUGCUGAGACAGACAUUGAUGACUGCUGUCUGACAGACCCUGGCAAAGGGGAGAAACCUACUUUAGAGCCAUGUUCCAAGGCAGUCAAAAAUAGACUGCACAUACACUGGGAUUUUAAACCGGAAGGAAGGGAAGAGGCUGGCACAGAGGUCCAGGCCAGGAGACCUACACCUCCACUUCUGAUAGUGGCUGGACAAAGAGGGUCCGGACCCUCAACUUCUCCAGAAGAUGAGACCCCCUCCGGUGGCCUCCCACGGGCCAUGACCAGGCUGGAAAAAGCUGGGACCAGACCCACCGGCAUUUAA
Molecule: messenger RNA, 1635 nt
Organism: Balaenoptera ricei (Rice's whale)
Lineage: Eukaryota; Metazoa; Chordata; Mammalia; Artiodactyla; Balaenopteridae
Gene: GALNT8
Product: polypeptide N-acetylgalactosaminyltransferase 8
Cellular component (GO): Golgi apparatus
Source: RefSeq, a predicted model, not a curated record